Molecule: messenger RNA, 1296 nt
Organism: Neomonachus schauinslandi (Hawaiian monk seal)
Lineage: Eukaryota; Metazoa; Chordata; Mammalia; Carnivora; Phocidae
Gene: NPTX2
Product: neuronal pentraxin 2
Exons: 5
Coding region: 1-1296 (431 amino acids)
Source: RefSeq, a predicted model, not a curated record
AUGCUGGCGCUGCUGGCCGCCGGCGUGGCGCUCGCCGUGGCCGCCGGCGCCCAAGACGGCCCGGCGCCCGGCAGCCGUUUCGUGUGCACGGCGCUGCCCCCGGAAGCGGCGCGCGCCGGCUGCCCGUUGCCCGCGAUGCCCAUGCAGGGCGGCGCGCUGAGCCCCGAGGAGGAGCUGCGGGCCGCGGUGCUGCAGCUGCGCGAGACCGUCGUGCAGCAGAAGGAGACGCUGGGCGCGCAGCGCGAGGCCAUCCGUGAGCUCACGGGCAAGCUGGCGCGCUGCGAGGGGUUGGCGGGCGCCAAGGCGCAGGGCCCGGCAGCUACAGGCAAGGACACUAUGGGCGAUCUGCCUCGGGACCCCGGCCACGUCGUGGAGCAGCUCAGCCGCUCGCUGCAGACCCUCAAGGACCGCCUGGAGAGCCUCGAGCACCAGCUCCGAGUGAACGUGUCCAACGCAGUGCUGCCCAGCGACUUUCGAGAGGUGCUCCAGCGGCGACUGGGGGAGCUGGAGAGGCAGCUACUGAGCAAAGUGGCAGAGCUGGAGGAUGAGAAGUCCCUGCUCCACAAUGAGACCUCGGCUCACCGGCAGAAGACCGAGACUGCCCUGAACGCUCUGCUGCAGAGGGUGACUGAGCUGGAGCGAGGCAACAGCGCGUUCAAGUCUCCCGAUGCGUUCAAAGUGUCCCUCCCGCUCCGCACAAACUACCUGUAUGGCAAGAUCAAGAAGACACUGCCUGAACUCUACGCCUUCACCAUCUGCCUGUGGCUGCGAUCCAGCGCCUUGCCGGGCAUCGGCACCCCGUUCUCUUACGCGGUGCCCGGGCAGGCCAACGAGAUCGUGCUGAUAGAGUGGGGCAACAACCCCAUCGAGCUGCUCAUCAACGACAAGGUUGCCCAGCUGCCCCUGUUUGUCAGUGACGGCAAGUGGCACCAUAUCUGCAUCACUUGGACGACGCGGGAUGGCAUGUGGGAAGCUUUCCAGGAUGGGGAGAAGCUCGGCACUGGGGAAAACCUGGCCCCCUGGCACCCUAUCAAGCCAGGGGGUGUGCUGAUCCUUGGGCAGGAACAGGACACUGUUGGGGGCAGGUUCGAUGCCACGCAGGCAUUCGUGGGGGAGCUCAGCCAGUUCAACAUAUGGGACCGCGUCCUUCGUGCGCAAGAAAUUAUCAACAUUGCCAACUGCUCCACGAACAUGCCCGGCAACAUCAUACCCUGGGUGGACAACAACGUCGAUGUGUUUGGAGGGGCUUCAAAGUGGCCCGUGGAGACCUGUGAGGAGCGUCUCCUUGACUUGUAG